AUGUAUAAUAGUAACAGUCCACAUCAAUAUUACCGGUCGGCGUCACAACAGUUUAACCAUCUGUCCUCACGACAACCAAUAAAUCCAUACCACUCACUGAAUCAACUAAAUAAUGACUAUUUACCACCACGACAACCAAUACAUCCAUAUCAUUCACCCAAACAACUAAAUAAUGAAUAUUUACCACCACCCCAACCAAUACAUCCAUAUCAUUCACCCAAACAACUAAAUAAUGAAUAUUUACCACCACCCCAACCAAUACAUCCAUAUCAUUCACCCAAACAACUAAAUAAUGAAUAUUUACCACCACGACAACGUAUGCAUCAACAAUAUUCAACAACUCCAGCACAUAAUCACUAUCAUAACGAUAUAAGUAAUCAACAACAACCACAGACUUCAAAUGGUUAUAUAAAUAGUGGCAGUUUCGACGCACAACAACAAACAUGGACUAAUAACAAUCGCCAUGAAGAAAUAUAUCGUAGCAGAUAUGAUCAAAGUCCAGGUGGAUACUUGUCAUCUACUAGUGAUCAUUACAAAUCACCUUUUGAUAAUCGUCAUAAUCAACAUGAUGGUUAUCCUUUGACACCUACAGAUCGUUAUCAAUUGAAUGGUGAUCAUACACUAAGAAAUCCUCAUUCAGCCAAUAGAAUUCAGCAUAAUACUGGUACCAUUAAAAAUAAUAUUCAACAUAUAACACCAUCUCAGUUACGAUUAAUGUAUGAUGAUAUUGUUUAUCAGUUGAAAAUGGAUCGAUCACAAAAUGUCUAUGAAAGAAAUUUGCAUAUUCUCUAUGAUAUU
Molecule: messenger RNA, 798 nt
Organism: Didymodactylos carnosus
Lineage: Eukaryota; Metazoa; Rotifera; Eurotatoria; Philodinida; Philodinidae
Source: the annotation of a GenBank genome assembly